This is a messenger RNA of Mus caroli (Ryukyu mouse), 1770 nucleotides long. It is a transcript of the gene C1qtnf4, whose product is annotated as C1q and TNF related 4. Gene Ontology annotation, molecular function: protein binding. The record is from RefSeq and is a predicted model, not a curated record. NCBI's taxonomy places the organism in Eukaryota, Metazoa, Chordata, Mammalia, Rodentia, Muridae.
AACCAGAAAGCUGGUCUGUAGGAUGCCUUGGGCCACCCUAAGGUGGCCUCUCUAGCGGCCUCGGUUUCCCCACCUGCUAACUUGGAUCAAUGACGCCUGCGCGCGGCACCCGGGGGGUAAGGCUCAGGAUCCAGGAAUGAGGAAGGGUCCCAUGCUCAGCGCAGGCUCGGUGCGGUGCCCCAGGCCCGACUGCUCGGCGCCCCUCCCUCGUCCUCCGCUCUCCCCUCCGCCUCCCCUGCUCCCCGCCCUUGCGUUUCUCCGCUUCAGCUUCUGCUGUCCUUCCCACUUGCUCACGCCUCCCUUGCCGGGGUCCCCACUCGUCGCCGGCUAAACCCCCCGCCAACCCCUGGAGGCCCGGUCAAGCCGCAGCGCGGGCGACCAGUGUGUAGCCCGGCGUCCUCACGGAGCAGGAUAGCCGACCCGCCCGCCACCAGCCAGCUCUGCCCCAGUUUUCCUCUUUGAAGAUGACUAUUUUUGAGCUUCACCUGGACAGAGCUUUGUGCAGCCAUUUCCUUUCCUGGAGCUCUGAGACCCACCUGACGCCUUAACAUCCUCCUCUGACCUGCUGGGGAAUGGAAUUGUUAGAGGAAAGGAUCCAGGGUUCAGGGACAUGUGCAGUGGAGUACGGAAGGUGCCAUGCUGCUGCUCUUGCUGGGCUUCCUAGGCCCGGCGGCCUGCUGGGCACUGGGCCCGGCUGGCCCUGGCUCCUCGGAGCUGCGGUCAGCCUUCUCGGCGGCUCGCACCACGCCGCUGGAGGGCACGUCGGAGAUGGCGGUGACCUUCGACAAGGUGUACGUGAACAUCGGGGGUGACUUCGACGCAGCCACCGGGCGGUUCCGCUGUCGCGUGCCGGGCGCCUACUUCUUCUCCUUCACGGCCGGCAAGGCCCCGCACAAGAGCCUGUCGGUGAUGCUGGUGCGCAACCGCGACGAGGUGCAGGCGCUGGCUUUCGACGAGCAGCGGCGGCCAGGCGCGCGGCGCGCGGCCAGCCAGAGCGCCAUGCUGCAGCUCGACUACGGCGACACGGUGUGGCUGCGGCUGCACGGCGCUCCGCAGUACGCGCUCGGCGCGCCCGGCGCCACCUUCAGCGGCUACCUGGUGUACGCGGACGCCGACGCCGACGCGCCUGCGCGCGGCCCCGCGGCCCCGGAGCCGCGCUCGGCCUUCUCCGCGGCGCGCACGCGCAGCCUGGUGGGCUCGGACGCUGCCCCCGGCCCGCGCCACCGGCCGUUGGCCUUCGACACCGAGCUGGUAAACAUAGGUGGCGACUUCGACGCGGCGGCCGGCGUGUUCCGCUGCCGCCUGCCGGGAGCCUAUUUCUUCUCUUUCACGCUGGGCAAGCUGCCGCGCAAGACGCUGUCGGUGAAGCUGAUGAAGAACCGCGACGAGGUGCAGGCCAUGAUUUACGACGACGGCGCUUCGAGGCGCCGUGAGAUGCAGAGUCAGAGCGUGAUGCUGCCGCUGCGGCGCGGCGACGCCGUCUGGCUGCUUAGCCACGAUCACGAUGGCUAUGGCGCCUACAGCAACCACGGCAAGUACAUCACUUUCUCCGGCUUCCUGGUGUACCCUGACCUCGCCGCCGCAGGCCCGCUGGCCCUCAAGCCCCCAGAGCUCUGAGCCUCUGUUUGGAGGAGCCCGGGAGAGCCGUGGGGCAUGCAUGCCGAGCCGGGACCGCGGCCCGAAUGCCCCACCGGUCCGAGCAUGACUGCCUGCUCAGCAGGCCUGGACUCUGCCAAUAAAGUGGGGCUGCCUGUCAGCCUUAUGGCCCUA